Sycon ciliatum is the source of this 570-nucleotide messenger RNA. RefSeq names its product spore coat protein SP96-like. Bases 1 to 570 code for a protein of 189 amino acids. The record is from RefSeq and is a predicted model, not a curated record. The transcript has a single exon. NCBI's taxonomy places the organism in Eukaryota, Metazoa, Porifera, Calcarea, Leucosolenida, Sycettidae.
AUGUUUGCUCCCCCCCCCCCCUUAAACUGGCCUGUACUGUAUGUAGCGUGCUUGAAAGCACCGUCGUCAGCUGCAACUUGCUUGAAAGCACCGUCGUCAGCUGCAACUUGCUUGAAAGCACCGUCGUCAGCUGCAACUUGCUUGAAAGCACCGUCGUCAGCUGCAACUUGCUUGAAAGCACCGUCGUCAGCUGCAACUUGCUUGAAAGCACCGUCGUCAGCUGCAACUUGCUUGAAAGCACCGUCGUCAGCUGCAACUUGCUUGAAAGCACCGUCGUCAGCUGCAACUUGCUUGAAAGCACCGUCGUCAGCUGCAACUUGCUUGAAAGCACCGUCGUCAGCUGCAACUUGCUUGAAAGCACCGUCGUCAGCUGCAACUUGCUUGAAAGCACCGUCGUCAGCUGCAACUUGCUUGAAAGCACCGUCGUCAGCUGCAACUUGCUUGAAAGCACCGUCGUCAGCUGCAACUUGCUUGAAAGCACCGUCGUCAGCUGCAACUUGCUUGAAAGCACCGUCGUCAGCUGCAACUUGCUAUGUCUAUUUUGCUCCACUAUUGUCUGUACUAUGUUGA